CUACUCACAAGCAACGCAAGCAAAAAGAAGGGCGGAAUUGAUCCGGUGAAGUUUCCCAUCUCCAUCUCUGGUGAAACCCUCCGUGAUGUUGUUCGUUCGACGACCAAUCCUUAUGGUCAUCGUUCUCCUUGCCAUGCUCCAUGGAAUACAUCCCCAGGGACCGGCACCGGUGCCGGCCCUCGACUGCACCAAUGCACUGCUGAACUUGUCAUCGUGCUUGACAUAUGUGGAGGAGGGCAGCAACUUGACACGGCCUAAGAAGGGAUGCUGCCCGGGCCUUGCUGUCCUGCUGGCCACCGAGCCUGUGUGUCUGUGCCAACUCAUCGGCAAUUAUGCUAGCUUUGGCAUACAGAUCGACACCACCAAGGCGCUCAUGCUACCUACCGUCUGCCGGGUCCAUGCACCGCCGGCUAGCCUAUGUGCAGUCCUUGGAGCUCCCAUUGCAAGUCUAUCACCAACGACCGGUGGAUCUGUAGGAUCCAGUCCAUCAACGCCAGCAGCCGUCCCACGAAACAGCAAUAGCGGCAGGUCGAUCUUGAGAGCCACCGGCUCAGUAUUGCUCUCAGCUCUCUGCUGCACCGCCGUGGCCAUCGCAACCUUCUAAGUUGAUCAGAGAACAUUACCUGCUUCCUAUAGAAAAUUAUCUUUAUAGCUUUCAGAGAGCUGAGAGCAACUACUUGUAAUUUCUUAUAUAGCACAUUAUCUGCAGUUGAUUGAAAAUUAAUAACAAUUCUUUGGUUGUUUUUUUUAAAAAGGAAUUCCUUGGUGUAUUUGACACAAUUAAACUUUCAAUUAUUAAGUAGCAAGCAUCGGUUGACAUGCCGUCUUCCAUUGGUUUAAGGUGAUGGUAACGUUUUUUAUUUUAUUUUAUUUUUUUUUCUUUUUGGUACAUGGUGAUGGUAACAUUUGAUCUGCAAUUCUGGUGCUAUAUUCUAGGGGCUCACCGGUGACAUGUGACCUCCCUUGCGCCAUUCAAUUCUCUGCCUCUCUUUUCGGUUCUACUACAGGAGAUGUAGGUGAUUUCGGAUUUCUCGUGGACUCUACCAUGUCGCUAUGUGGUAUGGUUGGUCCACGCAAAAAAGACGGGACCCACAUUGUCCGACCUUUAAGUGCUGUUGGGGCCCCCAACUUUGAAGUUUCAGCAGGACUCGGUGCCCAUAAUCUGAAUCAAUCAUUUUUUAGCAUGUACAAAGGAUCUUUGGUUUGUGACAAGCACAUCCCAUGCUUUACAAAGAGAUAGUACUGGAUCUUCUGCCUGACAUCUUUUGUACUGCAAAUUGUCGCCAAGUUGACCAUCUCAAAAACGGAGAGCAUGCAUGCAUGGAAGAUUCCUGCAUGAUCGAUGGUGGUUCAAUGCAACCUAUGAUCCUAAUCAUUAGAUAUAAUCUAAUCUGAAUUACCUGCACGCUUACAAUCAUGUGAUUUUAAGAUCUCUUGGUUGGUCAAAAAAUUGAUUAGUUUAAAUAAUAUAAAAUGAUAAAUAUCUUUGAGUAGUAAUCUAAUCGAGUGUAGCAAAAUCUAUGUCUAUAUAUGUCGUGCAUCUUUGCUAACCUCAUGAGCCAUUACUCGAUUGCUAAUUUAUAAAUAAAACAACAACAAAUAUAUAGAUAAGACCAACCAACUGGCACCCUAUUUGUUUUAUUGCUAUGACACUUUAAGCACAACAUUUUUUUUCUCAUCUAUUAUUUAUGUUUAGCUGCAUGCCAUGCAAGUUUGACUACUAGUUAUAAUGGUAUAGUUAGAUUUCCAUAUGGUGCAGCUAACAGUUGAUUC
Elaeis guineensis (African oil palm) is the source of this 1773-nucleotide messenger RNA. RefSeq names its product non-specific lipid transfer protein GPI-anchored 11. The record is from RefSeq and is a predicted model, not a curated record. NCBI's taxonomy places the organism in Eukaryota, Viridiplantae, Streptophyta, Magnoliopsida, Arecales, Arecaceae.